AUGGCCAUGUUGGUGGUAGCCGCACUCCUGCUGUGCGGCUCCCUUGCCAAGCUAUUGAUCUCACCUGUCGCCAAAAUACCUGGUCCUUGGUUGACCAAGGUCAGCAGUCUGCCACUAAAGUAUCAUGAAUUUAUCCCCGGCCGUCGCAUGUACAUCCAUCGAUUGCAUCAGCAGUACGGACCUAUUGUUCGUUUGAGCCCAAACGAGGUGUCAUUUGCUUCUCUGGAGGCCAUCCGUGAGAUCUAUGCUUCGGGUGGGAGCGGCUACAAUAAGACCGAAUUCUACGAUAUGUUCCGUCAGUUUGGGAUGAAGACUAUGUUUUCAACUCUCGACAAACGAACACAUAGCCAACGCAAACGUGAGCUCGCCGAUAGCUAUGCCAUGUCAAAUAUCCUACGCGAGCCUCACGUGUCCACCAUUCGCGAGCGGGCAGAACCAUUUGUCUUACAAGGUGCUGCCUUGGCUAGGAGUGUAGACGUCUAUGUGUUUCUCCAUUGCUAUGCCCUCGAUUGCGUGACGCAUUUUAUGUUCCAUCCUGGAGGGCUGAGUUCUCUUAACGAUGCGAAGAACUUCCAAAUCAUGGAAGAGAUGACCUAUCAUCACAGUUUGCAGAGGAAUUUGCUGCAAUAUUACCUACCUAAGCUGGCCCCGUACUUCCCCAGCUGGUUUAAACCACGUCGUGCGCCCAAGACGAACGCGUACGUCCAGAGUAUCACUGCACAAGAGCACUCAGACAGUCACAGUCUCCUCGGCCGUCUCACCCAGAAAGAGUCUUCACUUAGCCAUGCUCUGAUUGCAGCCGAAUGCAAAGAUCACAUGGCUGCCGGAAUUGACACCACCGGAGAUGGGCUAUGUUUUUUGAUGUGGGAACUAUCUCAGCCGGACCAUCUACACGGGGAACUUUGCUCUGCAACACCCGAUACCCCGCUUGAUAAGCUGCCUUAUCUCGAGGCCGUAAUUAAGGAAGGACUCCGCUGUGCACCGCCCAUUCCGAUGUCAUUUCCUCGAUAUGUUCCAAGCGGCGGACGAACUAUCGACGGAACAUUUAUUCCUGCUGGGACAAUCGUCAGUUGUCAGCCCUAUACACUUCAUCGAUUGGACCAAGAUGUUUUUCCUGAUCCGGAUAAAUUCAACCCAGAUCGCUGGAUGAAUUCAAAUGGGGCAAUUGAGCGUAAUCGGCUGUUCUUUGCCUUUGGGACCGGAGGACGAGGAUGCACGGGCAGAAACCUCGCCAUGGUGGAAAUGAAGAUUCUCCUGCGGGAGGUGUACUCAAAAUAUCGUACCACGGUGGCAGCGGAUAUGACCGGGUGUAUGGAUAUAGAUGAUCAAAAAAAUAUCUUCGAGACCAAAGGGUCAGACUUGCAGGUUGGUGUUCACGGCCAGGGACAACUAUUAGUGGAUGUAUGUGAAUUUAUGCUUUGA
This is a messenger RNA of Aspergillus saccharolyticus JOP 1030-1, 1422 nucleotides long. RefSeq names its product cytochrome P450. The coding region runs from base 1 to 1422 and encodes 473 amino acids. The transcript has 7 exons. NCBI's taxonomy places the organism in Eukaryota, Fungi, Ascomycota, Eurotiomycetes, Eurotiales, Aspergillaceae. Gene Ontology annotation, molecular function: iron ion binding; oxidoreductase activity, acting on paired donors, with incorporation or reduction of molecular oxygen; monooxygenase activity. The record is from RefSeq and is a predicted model, not a curated record.